This is a messenger RNA of Choloepus didactylus (southern two-toed sloth), 1140 nucleotides long. RefSeq names its product membrane anchored junction protein (gene MAJIN). The transcript is spliced from 12 exons. Gene Ontology annotation, cellular component: nuclear inner membrane. Gene Ontology annotation, biological process: meiotic attachment of telomere to nuclear envelope; homologous chromosome pairing at meiosis. The coding region runs from base 280 to 1053 and encodes 257 amino acids. Lineage: Eukaryota; Metazoa; Chordata; Mammalia; Pilosa; Megalonychidae. The record is from RefSeq and is a predicted model, not a curated record. Gene Ontology annotation, molecular function: DNA binding.
GGGCGGGCGAGCGGCGGAGCGAGGCCUCCAGGGCGGCUUCUGUUCGAAGUCGGCGCCCGCCCUUUUCAGGGAGUAUUUCUUAGUGGGUGCCCGGCCGAGGCCACUCCUCUGAGGCGCGAAAGACGCCUGGUCACUCUGUGAGACACAGUCUGGCCGAGGUUCUUGGGUUCUGAGGAAGCAGUCUGGUGUGGAGGGUAGGAGCAUCCAGUCUGGAUAUAUACUGCCUCAGUUUGAAUCCCAGUUUCAACAUUCAUAGCUGUGGGCUAUCAUUUGGAAGCAAUGAGCUUAAAACCCUUCACCUACCCAUUCCCAGAGACGAGGUUUCUUCAUGCAGGACCCAAUGUGUAUAAAUUCAAAAUCAGAUACGGCAACAGCAUCAGAGGGGAAGAGAUAGAAAAUAAGGAAGUCAUCAUCCGGGAGCUGGAGGAUUCUAUUCGAGUGGUCUUGGGAAACUUGGAUAAUCUACAACCAUUUGCUACAGAACACUUCGUUGUAUUUCCCUAUAAAAGCAAAUGGGAGAGAGUUUCUCACCUGAAAUUCAAACAUGGGGAAAUUGUCUUGGUCCCCUACCCCUUUGUUUUCACACUCUAUGUGGAGAUGAAAUGGUUUCAAGAAAACCUGUCCCCUGGGAAACCAAUAAACAACAGUUCGCUUGAAUUGGUACUAGCUGAGAAGAAAGCAGCAGGAGCUGUGAUGGAGAAACGAAGACGCCUGGAAGUGCCCAGCUCCCCUAAGAGGCCAGGGCCAGACAGGGCCAAGAUGGGGACUUCCAGCCGAGGCCCCAGUAAAAAGAAGCCCCCUAUGGAAAUCAGAAGGAACAGGGAAAGAAAAACCCAGUCCGAAAGGCAGGGGACGCCGGCCUCUGGUAUCACUGAUGUCCAGGAACAGGGUUCUAAAUGGGAGGACAGCCUGGCAGGGCAGAUAGUUCCAUCAUUGCAGCAAAACAAUCCAUCUCCACCUAAACGACCCACAGAGCUGGGAACCAGUGGCUUCUUUGGGUUCCUAAGCUCUCUCUUCCCGUUUCGGUAUUUCUUCAGAAAGAACAGCCAGUGAGCCUCCCAAGGCAGCGCUGGAAAAAGGACCAUCUCUUCCUUUGACUUGGCCCAAGAUGUUCCUCCUGCAGCUUCAUUCUCUUUUCAG